AAAGCGGUAUUGAAGGCCCUCCACUCCCGGCUUUGUGGCCCCAGGUGAUGCCUGCUCGUCCAUUGCAGCAGCCCCAGAGGCUCCCCCAGGCUGCUGGGCAACAGGCAGAGCAGGUCAAGGGGAGAGCGAGCCCAGCAUGGGGUGCCCUUCAGGGCUCAGGAGUGGGGAGCUCACAGCCUGCCUUUGCUUCCAAGGGAUGCCUUUGUGUCUGGUUUGAGUGUGGCUGGCCUUAUGCUGGUAUCUGCUCAGCAGGUGAGGCUGUCCCUACUUGCCUGCCAGUGUCUGUGUACCUGUGUGUGUACAUGCACACAUGCGUUUGGUUCUGUGUGUGUAACCAUGGAUGCGUCUGCUCGUGGUGGCAAGCUGGGCCCAAGCAGGCAGUAGGAUAUGGUUGGGGCUGGGUACGGCUGUAUUUGUGCAGAUGGCUAUGUGGUUAUGUGCACGUGAUGCUGUUAACUGUAUGUGACGGUACUAAUAGGGGUGUGAGACUGGCUAGCUAGGAGCAUCACUCUGGGGGCUUUGUCCAUAUACAGCUGUCUGUGUGUAGCUAUGUGUCUGUGUACAGCGGUAUUGUGUAUUCAUGUGUAAAACUGUGUACUUUUCUGUGUCCAGAUGUAAAGCUAUAGGUCAGUUCAGCUGUGUCUGUGAGUUUAGCUGUGUGUAGACACGUAUGGCUCUAUGUAUGUGACUUUGUGUCGAUGAAUACAGUUGUGUGUCUGCAUGCAAAGCUAUGUGUUACUGCUGCAUCUGUGUGUACAGCUGUGUGAGGUUGCACGUACGUCUCUGUGUGUGGCCAUGUCCAUAUGUGCAGCUCUGUAGUGCUGGGCGGCUGUCUUUGUGUGCACAGCUGGGAGUGGUGGCCGCAUAGCUGGGUGCAUAACUGCAGUUCCGCGCGCUGCAACAGGACUGUGUAGCCCACUUGCCGUGGGCCGCGUAAUGGGCCUCUGGGACUGGUGCUGUGUUAAAGCCCUAGGUGUUUUGUGAGGCUAUCUUAGUGGGCCGGGAUUGCUAUGCGGCUCCUCUUACCUCAGCACCCUGCUGCUAUCAACCCUUCUGCUCCAAGGGCCCAGCUCAUCACUCACCUGCCCCAGGCAGCAGUUGCUUUGAACUAGCCAGAGCUGGAAGACAGUGUAUCUGUCUCUCCAGCCUUGUCUGACAACUCUGAACCCUCAUCCUGCUGUCAUCUCACCUCCCAUUAGCAGUUGAGUUUGGGUUUGUUUGGGUUUGAUGUGUUUGUCUGUUUCACAGCUGUGCUUUUGCCAGCACAGUGGGGCAUUGGGUUUCUGUGUCCAGAGAAAAAGCCUGUCCUUCCUUGGCGACACCCCUCCCCCUUAACUGCGACACGCACAUGUAGGUGUAUGUGCCAGAGGGACCUGGGCUUGGCAUGUGCUCAUUAUCAUUAGCAUGUGUCUGAGCUAGCUUUGUACUGACACCUGUGGAAGAAAGGGCAGUGCCGGGGGAGCAUGUGUAGGGAUGCUGUGUGCCUUAGCACCUGGUGUGUGUGCAGGCUCUGAGGCUAAACCUGGGUGUGAGCCCCCUCUCCAGACCCUUCAGCACAUUUGGGUGCUGCAGUUUAUCCACCACCUUCUACCCAGGGGCAUCCUCCAUUCUGCUGCAGGAGGGAAGAAGAGUCAAGAGCGUCUUCUCAGAGCUGUCCUCCCUCUGCUUGGGCUCCAGCUCCCAUUUCCUCCUACGCAGCAGCCAGUUUCAGGAGCCUCUUCUUCACCCCCCCUGCCAGCCCCAGCAUGUGCCUUAGGGUUGACCCUAGUCCCUGGCCCUGCAGCACCCCCCCCCCACAUACACCCCAGGUUGAUAUCUCUUUGCCAUAAAUGCCCUUUGUACGUGAGGGUGGGGAUUAGUGAGGUUGGUGGAGGAGGAGGUCAGGGCUGUGUGUGGGGGGGGGGGUGGGGGGAGGUGGGUAGCAGCUUUAAAGGUCGUCUGCAGGAAGAGGAGGCCCCGUCCUCCUCUGACCACCCACCCCCCAUCUCUUCCUCCUAGUGACUCAGGCCCUAGCUCUCACAUGGGGCCAAAGAUACGUGCCCCUACCCCAAGCCUGGCAUGUGGACUGAGCUGCAGUCUGUGGAUUAAGAGAAUGGAUGUGAGGAUGGGGACAGACUUGUCCCAGCAGGCUAAGCUCUCUACCUAUUUCCCACGUGCCCCCUUACCUAUCUCCAAAUGGCACCUUGCAACCCUCAAGCUAGCCCCUCCGCUCUCAAAGAUGGAACCCCAUAACACUGUGUGCACCUCCUGGGGCUCAGUGACCUUCCUGGCCCCGUGUCCUGUGCCCGCUGCUCUGUGGGCUGCAAUCUGACCGCAGGGUGGAGGGGGACGAUAGGCACCUGCUCCUGCGCAGAGCGGGAGCGCCCGAGGAUUCAGCACCAGGCGGUGGACAGCUCCGGGACAGAAGCCCCGCGAAGAACCCGAGCCAGAGGCGCAGGGCGAGGAGCUGUGUGCCGGAGUCUGGAGGGAGGCGGAGGCCGGUUGGGAGCGGGAGAUCCGGAGUGGGGAGGAACGGAGGAGGGGCUGGGGGCGGGCCAGGGCCAGGGGCGGGGCGGGCUGCGAUUGAAAGCGGCCGGGCGAGCGGCCGGGCGGAGAGCGCAGAGCUGCUGAGCGAGGGAGCAAGCCUGCGAGCGAGAGCUGGAACCCUGCGCCCCGGCUCCUCUCCGUUUCUCUCCGCGCCGGAGUCGGGCACGCCAGGUAGGGUAAGCCCGUGGUGCCGCGGCCUUCGCCGACCUUAUCAAUCCUGACCCCAUGUCCCGGAGACCCGCGGGCCCUCGAGUUCUGGGGCUCCCGGCUGAGGCGUCCAGACAUUGCUCGCCAGGAGAUCUGGGAAGCGGGAAGACAGCCCCAGGCAUCCCGCCUUUCUUUCCCAGAGAACGUACACCCUGCAUCACGCUCCUUCGUUCUUCCUCUCCUUCCAUCCUUUGGUCUGUCUUUCUGUCUGUGCCUCUUUGUGUCAGCCUCUUGGGCUCAAUCACUCCCUGCCCAGAUUUCGUGGCCCAGGCCCCCUGGCUGCCCCCCUCUGGGGUUCUCUCUCCCUUCAGGGUAUUGUCCCUGUCUGGAUUUUGGUCCUGGCUGCCCCUGUGGGAGGCUUGUGGUCUUGACCAGUUUGGGCCUCAGCCCCCAUCUGGGUCCCUUCACCAUCUCUCCUGGUCUUCAUGCUUGCCUCUUUCUCCUGGUUGCCUGGUUGAGCUGCUGCUUUCUGAGUACCCACAGGAUCCCAGUCCCCCUGCCCUGGCACCAAGGGGAGAUUAACCCUGAGGAGUUGAGGGACAAAGUGAAGAAUCCCAGUCUCUCUGACCAGGACAUGGGGUCCUUGAACUAGUGGCUGUCCUUCUUCAGCCUCAGUUUCCUUCUAGCAUUCCCAAGCCUGUAUGAAUGUGAGAGCCUUGUGGGGUGAGCAUCUGGGAGGGUAGCUGGGGUACAAAUGAAGCGCAGAGUGGAAGAGGGAAGGAGGAGUCCCCGAGGGCCAAGGCCAGGGCGGACAGGAUGGGGAGAGGAUGAGGAUAGGGAGAUUAGAGAUGAUGACUUUCUCUGCUUGGAUCUGAGCUGAAGAAAAAACAGGGGCAUAAAGUCUCAAACAGCAUUCUAUGCAGAGCUAAGGUGUCCAAAAGUCUCACCUUGAGCACUCUUUUGAGAUUCUGACCAGAUGAACUGCCCCUGACCCUGGACACAUGUAUGCUCGCAUCUACUUUCCCUAUUGAUUUAAGACCUGUGGCCACUUCAGUGUCCCUCCCUGGGGCCAACCUCUCCACCUUGCUGUCAAACUCCCAGGGCCUAGAGUCUCUAUUACUUCCUCAGUCAGCGGGCUCUGGGAUGGAUUUUUAAGAACUGGGGGCUAGGACCCUUGAAUGCUCACCUGGGCUCCAGUCUCUCUAGAUGUUGGAAACUACCCUUUGGAGGCCUUUCCUUCCCUCUUCCCUGGUGGGUUUCAGUCACAAUUGCCCAUCUCUGGAAAUGCAAGGCUCAGGAUAGGGACUAGACCCCCAAGUUUAUACUCUAACCUGGCCUGUGCUGUAAAGGCAUAGACUUUGGGGUCCUAGGAAGUUAGUGCAAGGUCUUGUACACUCUUUGAUUUACAGCAGGAUUUGUGUUGGCUGGGGUCUCCUGACUUCUCUCUGCCUCCCUCCCUCUCUCCUGAGUAUUCAAUGGGCACAGAGCCCAUCUACAGACCCAGAUCAGGGCAAAGCUGAGAAAUAGGCCAAGGGAUGUCCGGGAGCUUCUCAGCCUAGUUUGUGAUACUACCUCUCCCUGGCUCCCUAGAAAAGUCCCGAGGGAAGGGAAUUGGGGAAGGCAGAGUCAGAGGAGUAGCCACUCUUGGGUUCCACUUCUCCCUGUUUGUCUCUUUCUCUGCAGGAGCUGGGCCCCUUCUUAUCUUUCUUCCUGCCUGUCCUUUUCUGGUCCCUGUUUCCUCCUUUCUUUGCCUUUGCUGCUUCUACCCUCAUUCCCUGGAGGCCCGGGUCUGCUGGACCCAUCCAUCCCCUUUGGGACUAUGGGAUCACUGCUUGGGUUCCUGGCACUGCUGCUAUGGGGCGCUGUGGCUGAGGGCCCUGCCAAGAAGAUGCUGACCCUGGAGGGGGACCUGGUGCUGGGUGGGCUGUUCCCGGUACACCAGAAGGGUGGCCCAGCAGAGGAGUGUGGGCCUGUCAAUGAGCAUCGAGGCAUCCAGCGCCUGGAGGCCAUGCUUUUUGCACUGGACCGCAUCAACCGUGACCCACGCCUGCUGCCGGGUGUGCGCCUGGGCGCGCACAUACUCGACAGCUGCUCCAAGGACACACAUGCCCUGGAGCAGGCGCUCGACUUCGUGCGUGCCUCACUUAGCCGUGGCGCCGAUGGCUCACGCCACAUCUGCCCCGACGGCUCUUACGCCACCCACGGCGAUGCUCCCACUGCCAUCACUGGUGUCAUUGGCGGCUCCUACAGCGAUGUCUCCAUCCAGGUGGCCAACCUCCUGCGGCUAUUCCAGAUCCCACAGAUCAGCUAUGCCUCCACCAGUGCCAAGCUGAGCGACAAGUCCCGCUAUGACUACUUUGCCCGCACAGUGCCCCCCGACUUCUUCCAAGCCAAGGCCAUGGCUGAGAUCCUCCGCUUCUUCAACUGGACCUAUGUGUCCACUGUGGCAUCCGAGGGUGACUAUGGCGAGACAGGCAUCGAAGCCUUUGAGCUAGAGGCCCGCGCCCGCAACAUUUGCGUGGCCACCUCAGAGAAGGUGGGCCGUGCCAUGAGCCACGCAGCAUUUGAGGGGGUGGUGCGAGCCCUGCUGCAGAAGCCCAGUGCCCGUGUGGCUGUCCUGUUCACCCGUUCUGAGGAUGCACGCGAGCUCCUCGCGGCCACCCAGCGCCUCAACGCUAGCUUCACCUGGGUGGCUAGCGAUGGCUGGGGGGCCCUGGAGAGCGUGGUGGCAGGCAGCGAGGGGGCCGCUGAGGGCGCCAUCACUAUCGAGCUGGCCUCCUAUCCCAUCAGCGACUUUGCCUCCUACUUCCAGAGCCUGGACCCCUGGAACAACAGCCGGAACCCUUGGUUCCGCGAGUUCUGGGAGCAGAGGUUCCACUGUAGCUUCCGUCGGCAAGAUUGUGCAGCCCACUCGCUGCGGGCCGUGCCUUUUGAGCAAGAGUCCAAGAUCAUGUUUGUGGUCAAUGCGGUGUAUGCCAUGGCCCAUGCACUGCACAACAUGCACCGAGCCCUCUGCCCCAACACCACCCAACUCUGCGACGCAAUGCGGCCUGUCAAUGGGCGCCGGCUCUACAAGGACUUCGUGCUCAAUGUCAAGUUUGAUGCCCCCUUCCGCCCGGCUGACACACACAGUGAGGUUCGCUUUGACCGCUUUGGUGAUGGCAUUGGGCGCUACAACAUCUUCACCUAUCUGCGGGCGGGCAGUGGGCGCUAUCGCUACCAGAAGGUGGGCUACUGGGCAGAAGGCCUGACCUUGGACACCAGCCUCAUCCCUUGGGCCUCACCCUCGGCAGGACCCCUGCCCGCCUCUCGCUGCAGUGAGCCCUGUCUCCAGAAUGAGGUGAAGAGCGUGCAGCCAGGGGAGGUCUGCUGCUGGCUCUGCAUCCCCUGCCAGCCGUACGAGUACCGGCUGAACGAGUUCACUUGUGCUGACUGUGGCCUGGGCUACUGGCCCAACGCCAGCCUGACUGGCUGCUUUGAGCUGCCCCAGGAGUACAUCCGCUGGGGCGAUGCCUGGGCCGUGGGACCUGUCACCAUCGCCUGCCUGGGUGCCCUGGCCACCCUCUUUGUGCUGGGUGUCUUUGUGCGGCACAAUGCCACGCCGGUGGUCAAGGCCUCAGGCCGGGAGCUCUGCUACAUCCUGCUGGGCGGUGUCUUCCUCUGCUACUGCAUGACCUUCAUCUUCAUUGCCAAGCCAUCCACGGUGGUGUGCACCUUACGGCGCCUUGGUUUGGGGACCGCCUUCUCUGUCUGCUACUCAGCCCUGCUUACCAAGACCAACCGCAUUGCGCGCAUCUUCGGCGGGGCCCGGGAGGGAGCCCAGCGGCCACGCUUCAUCAGUCCUGCCUCGCAGGUGGCCAUCUGCCUGGCACUUAUCUCAGGCCAGCUGCUCAUUGUGGUCACCUGGCUGGUGGUGGAGGCACCAGGCACGGGCAAGGAGACAGCCCCGGAGCGGCGGGAGGUGGUGACAUUGCGCUGCAACCAUCGAGAUGCGAGCAUGCUGGGCUCACUGGCCUACAAUGUGCUCCUCAUAGCACUCUGCACGCUCUAUGCCUUCAAGACCCGCAAGUGCCCUGAGAACUUCAACGAGGCCAAAUUCAUAGGCUUUACCAUGUACACCACUUGCAUCAUCUGGCUGGCCUUCCUGCCCAUCUUCUACGUCACCUCCAGUGAUUACCGGGUACAGACCACCACCAUGUGCGUGUCAGUCAGCCUCAGCGGCUCUGUGGUGCUCGGCUGUCUCUUUGCGCCCAAGCUGCACAUCAUCCUUUUCCAGCCGCAGAAGAAUGUGGUUAGCCACCGUGCGCCCACCAGCCGCUUCAGCAGCACCGCCACCAGGGCCAGCUCCAGCCUCGGCCAAGGGUCUGGCUCCCAGUUUGUCCCCACCGUUUGCAACGGCCGUGAGGUGGUAGAUUCAACAACAUCGUCGCUUUGAGGACCCCACAUUCCUGCCCCGACUCAGCUGCUCCCUGGGACCUGGGGCAGACCCGCAUCCAGGGCCAGGAGGAAGUCAGCUGGAGCACUGCAAUAAUGCCAACCCCACGCCCACCCAAAGCCACUUACCCACUGACUCCAACCCUUCAGAGUCAGAAGUCAGGGUCCUCGGCCCAGGCGCCUCUGCAAUAGCCACCAACUGCCCUUGCAGCGUGUCCCCUCCUUGCUAAGCCUAGGACUCGGAAGGGAGCAAGCCAGGGUCUACUCUGCCCUGGAACGGGAAGGCUGAGGACUGCCGGCUCCAAUCCCCGAUCAGCAAAGGUGCUUCCAGCCCCGCCCCUCCCUCCUUCUAGGGCCUUUUUAAUUUUUUACAUAAGUUAUUCUGGGAUGGGGAGGGGGGUUCUUGUGGGGGCCAUCCCUCCCCCUGCAUAGUAGUUUGUCCUGUGGUUUAUUUUGUACUAUCUGUAAAUAAAGUGUCUUUAUUAAAAAAAAAAAAAAUCACUCAUUACCUUUGACCCAGGGAGACCCCUCGUGUCCUCCAGAGCCUCCCAAUCUUCCUUUCGAUAGUAUUUGUUGACUCUGCUCUGUGCCAGAUGCUAGGAUCUGGCGGCCAGCAAGACAGACCCAGCCUUGCAUGAUGGGGAGACAGAAAAUGAAAAGGAGCCCCUGCAGAGUGGCCGAGGAACCAGUGGGGUGAUGGCAGGGGGCUUCGGUGGACACAGGCUCAUCCGUCAGUCCAAGGGAAGACCUGGAUGGUGUGGGCAGUGGGGCUGGAGGGACAGCUGACUGUGACCGGUAACUGUGGGCUUUUCCACACUGGCCUGCCUGGCACUUGGAGGAGCCACCAGUUAGCACGGAGGCAGGCUGAGUGUUGGUGUGGAGGGAACCAAGAGGAGACACAGUUGAACAUGGCCUGUUCAUGUAGCACGUACAAAGCGGGAAGGAGCUCAGGAGGAGGGAAGAGAGGAAGCAGGAAGAACGGAGGCUGGGCAGCUGGAGAGGCCAUCUGCUGUCGGACUCUGGGAGAGGUGGGAGAAGGGCCCUUUCUCUGGUCUUGGAGGAGCUCUCACCCAAUGGGUUGUGGAGCCCAGAGCCCUCGGGCACCCCCGGUUGCAGUCUGGGCUCACCAGCAGAGGGCGCAGUGGCAGGCCUCGACCAUGGGGCUCAGCCAGGUAACCACUGCCCUCCUGUGGCGUAGGGGCCAGUGGGCGCAGAACCCAAACGGGAGCAGAUCCUGGCAGCUUCUGGGGACCCCCCCCCCACUGCCGCAUCGCGGAGGGACAAGUCCUGUGUUGGGAGAUGGGCAGGCCAGGGACAUCGGUUAUUUUGAAGCUAACUCAUUUGCAUUUACAGGCCCGCAAGUCUGUGGAAAUUUGGGUUAACAGUUUUAAAAAUGUAAACAAAAAACUGAAAAAGAAAAUUGUAGAAAUGGCAUUUCCUCUCCAGCAUACUCCUAAAGUGUAGGGCUGCCACAUAACAUGCAGAUUGCCUAGUUAAAUUUGAAUGGCGUGUAAACAACAAAUGAUUUUUUAGUAUAAGUAUGCCUCGUGCUACAUUUGGGACAUACUUAUACUAAACAUUUUUGUUGUUUAUCUGACAUUCAGAUUUAACUGGGCAUCCUGUAUUUUCAUUUGCUGGUUUUGGCAAGCCUACUGGAGUGUCUCUUUUCCAGCUUUCGGGUCUUGCAUGACCCAGGCCUGGGGGUAGCCCUCAGUGUCUGAGCACCGGGGCAGUGUCCCAUGGGACCUGCGGUGCUGGUCUCUGCUUCCA
Molecule: messenger RNA, 8877 nt
Organism: Mirounga angustirostris (Northern elephant seal)
Lineage: Eukaryota; Metazoa; Chordata; Mammalia; Carnivora; Phocidae
Gene: GRM2
Product: glutamate metabotropic receptor 2
Exons: 5
Coding region: 4493-7108 (871 amino acids)
Biological process (GO): G protein-coupled glutamate receptor signaling pathway; regulation of synaptic transmission, glutamatergic
Cellular component (GO): plasma membrane
Molecular function (GO): group II metabotropic glutamate receptor activity
Source: RefSeq, a predicted model, not a curated record